Apis mellifera (honey bee) is the source of this 2027-nucleotide messenger RNA. RefSeq names its product ligand-gated chloride channel homolog 3 (gene Lcch3). Gene Ontology annotation, molecular function: extracellular ligand-gated monoatomic ion channel activity; neurotransmitter receptor activity; GABA-A receptor activity. The transcript has 10 exons. Lineage: Eukaryota; Metazoa; Arthropoda; Insecta; Hymenoptera; Apidae. Gene Ontology annotation, biological process: signal transduction; chemical synaptic transmission; monoatomic ion transmembrane transport. The coding region runs from base 513 to 1997 and encodes 494 amino acids. The record is from RefSeq and is a predicted model, not a curated record. Gene Ontology annotation, cellular component: neuron projection; membrane; GABA-A receptor complex.
UUUUGCGCCAACCUCUGGACCGCCUCGGGACUCGAGGAAUACCAAGUACCUAGAGAUACAGGGACUGUUAUCGGCGCAAAGAGAAGCGAAAGAUAAAUAGGUGAACGGAUAGAGGGAAGCCGGUUAGGAUAGGACAGAACAGUACAAGUGUGAAACACUGAUACGAUAGAUAUGUAUAGACAAGGAGAGAGAGUGGAGUGAGAAUAACAGCGAGGAAAAACGUGAAAAAAUGAUUGUGUGAAUUCGAUAAGAGCUAUGAUUGGCGAACGAAGAAACGACAAAUGAAAAAAUAUGGACGAAUAACAAAAGAAUAAAGAAGCAGCGAGUAAUUGGAGAAAAAAAAAAAUAUGAAAAGUUAGUGAAAGUUUAAAAGAAAGGGAAGGUUAGUUGGGACGAUAAGAGGGACGUGUAUCCAACAGAGAAGCCGAAAGGAGUUUUUGGCAACUCGAUAUCGAGAUGCAAACAUCUAUCGAGAUGACGUCCUCUUUUAUCUGCUGACAUAAUUUUGAAGAAUGCAUCACAGGAUGUGGUUGCAGCAGAUCUUUAUCCUGCUGCAGAUGAUUCAUCUAAUUGCUUGGGCCAGUCUUGAAAACACAGGAAUAUCUGAUAGAUUGGAAAAUGUGACGCAAACAAUAUCACGAAUCCUUGAUGGUUACGAUAUUCGAUUAAGGCCAAAUUUCGGCGUUGUUUCAUUUCCAGGAGAACCCCUGUUAGUCGGGAUGGAUCUUACUAUCGCGAGCUUCGAUGCAAUCUCGGAAGUAAACAUGGAUUAUACAAUAACAAUGUAUUUAAAUCAAUAUUGGAAAGACGAAAGAUUGGCAUUUUCUCAAGAAGAAGAAGUUCUUACUCUUAGUGGAGAUUUUGCGGAAAAGAUUUGGGUUCCAGAUACUUUUUUUGCCAAUGACAAAAAUAGUUUCUUACACGAUGUGACCGAGCGUAAUAAACUCGUUCGGUUGUCCGGAGACGGAUCUGUCACUUAUGGCAUGAGAUUCACGACGACCCUGGCCUGCAUGAUGGAUCUGCACUACUAUCCGCUCGAUUCGCAGAACUGCACCGUAGAAAUCGAGAGCUACGGAUACACGGUGUUAGACGUGGUAAUGUAUUGGAAAGAGACUCCAGUCCGUGGUGUCGAGGAAGCGGAACUGCCACAAUUCACGAUAAUUGGUUACGAAACGAAUGAUCGUAAAGAGAAACUGGCAACUGGUAUAUACCAGAGAUUAUCAUUGAGCUUCAAACUUCAAAGGAACAUUGGAUAUUUCGUUUUCCAGACUUAUUUACCUAGUAUUUUGAUUGUAAUGUUAAGUUGGGUCAGUUUUUGGAUAAAUCAUGAAGCAACCAGCGCCAGAGUAGCACUCGGUAUAACAACAGUCCUUACAAUGACCACAAUUUCAACAGGUGUCCGUAGCUCACUGCCACGUAUUAGCUACGUGAAAGCUAUCGACAUUUACUUAGUAAUGUGUUUCGUUUUUGUAUUCGCCGCUCUUUUGGAAUAUGCAGCGGUUAAUUAUACUUAUUGGGGUGCCAGAGCUAAAAAGAAAUCGAAAAAGAAAGAAUCUGAUGAUAAAAAAGUGAUUUCCUCGAAGUCCGGAAGCAAAGCAAAUUCUCCUUUUCCUGGUUCAACGGAAGCGGAUAUAAUAGAGCUUCAAGAUCUCAGGAUGUCUCCAUUACCAAGUAUAAGAAACAGAUCAGGUCUGGUUAGUGGCAGUUCGACGCCUGGAACCGGAAGAGAACAUGAUCCGGCCAAGUUUCCCCCUAGCUUUCGAAUUUCCAGAGUCGCGGCCUACAAUACUUAUGGGAGAAACGCUGGUCUCAGAUACAGAGGACCUAAACAAAAUAAGCCUAAGGUACUACAUGCAAUACGAAGAGGAGCAUCUGUAUUGCGUGUAUCAAUGCCUAAAAUAAAAGAUGUGAAUAUUAUCGACAAAUAUUCAAGGAUUAUAUUUCCAGUCAGUUUUAUGCUGUUCAACGCCAUCUAUUGGAUAUUUUAUGUCCUCUGAAUUUCUAAUCAUUAGAGCAAUCUGCCGAAA